Messenger RNA from Ogataea haglerorum, 660 nucleotides. RefSeq lists its product as uncharacterized. Gene Ontology annotation, cellular component: cytosolic large ribosomal subunit; ribosome. The coding region runs from base 1 to 660 and encodes 219 amino acids. Gene Ontology annotation, biological process: translation; ribosomal large subunit assembly. Lineage: Eukaryota; Fungi; Ascomycota; Pichiomycetes; Pichiales; Pichiaceae. Gene Ontology annotation, molecular function: structural constituent of ribosome. The record is from RefSeq and is a predicted model, not a curated record. The transcript has a single exon.
AUGGCUAGAAGACCAGCUAGAUGUUACAGAUACUGUAAGAACAAGCCUUUCCCAAAGUCGAGAUACAACAGAGGUGUCCCAGACCCUAAGAUCAGAAUCUUCGACCUUGGUAGAAAGAAGGCUAGCGUUGACGACUUCCCACUGUGUGUCCACCUUGUCUCGAAUGAGUUGGAACAGCUCUCGUCCGAGGCUUUGGAAGCUGCCAGAAUCUGCGCCAACAAAUACAUCACCAAGAUGUCUGGAAGAGACUCUUUCCACAUGAGAGUGAGAGUCCACCCUCACCACGUUUUGAGAAUCAACAAGAUGUUGUCGUGUGCCGGUGCCGAUAGACUGCAACAAGGUAUGAGAGGUGCCUGGGGUAAGCCACACGGACUGGCUGCCCGUGUUGAUAUCGGACAAGUUUUGCUUUCUGUCAGAACCAAGGACUCCAACAAGGACGUUGUUGUUGAAGGUUUGAGAAGAGCCAGAUACAAGUUCCCAGGUCAGCAAAAGAUCAUCAUCUCCAAGAAGUGGGGUUUCACUCCAUUGAACAGAGAGGAGUACGCUGCUAAGAGACAAAACAACGAGGUCAAGGAUGACGGUGCUUACGUCAAGUUCCUGUCCACCAAGGGCUCCUUGGAGGAGAACAUGAGACAAUUCCCAGAGUACUUCCUGGCUUAG